Molecule: messenger RNA, 705 nt
Organism: Rubroshorea leprosula
Lineage: Eukaryota; Viridiplantae; Streptophyta; Magnoliopsida; Malvales; Dipterocarpaceae
Source: the annotation of a GenBank genome assembly
UGGUUUUUUUGGUAUUCAUAUUCACAUUGAAGAGUAAUUCAUUCAAGUUUUGCUACUACUUAUUUAAAAAUUGUGAAUAUGGAAGUUUAUUUUGGAUGAUGAUGCACAUAUUAAAUAAAGUGAGUUUAUUAUCAAGGAUAUGAGUAUAAAGUGUCACGCCUCAGAACCCAAAUCCGGGGACGUGGUAGACGCCGUACACUCGUGAGACAGGUCCCACAAGUGCACAAGGCUCGGGACCUUUUUGUUUUUUUUCCAAUUCACAAAAUCUCAAGAAUAAAAUCUAAAACUUAUAUCCAAUUAGGAUGUCUAGCCUUCUAUCUCGUCACUCCCCUCGGUUUCCCCGUCCUCGGUUUCGCUUCCUGAAAUGGUGGACAAGGAAAACUAUGAGAUAACUCAGUAAGUAAAUAUGGAUAGCCCUUGGGUAAAACUUUUAAGCAUGCUAGAUAAACCGUGUAAACGUAACAGAACCUUCACUGAUAAACCGUUAAUGCGAAAAUCAAAUUCGGUUCAAUAGCAAAACGUUCAAUGACAAAACCCUCAAUGCAAAAUCAGAUUCAGUUCAAUAACAAAACGUUUCCUGACAAACCGUUAAUGCAGAAGAAAACUCAGCUCAGUAGUCUCAUCUAUAAGUCAUGGCCAGUGUUAUAACAACCCACUGGCAGGCGACAGAAAUUUACUAGUGUUUAACCCCCACUAGCAAGGUUA